GUGUUGUCGAGACCGCCGUGUGAAACACAUCAAAAUUGAAAAUAAAAGGAAAGAAAAAUAAUAAAAAAUUCUGUUUUUUUAUUAGUUUAACGACUUUAAGUUCGAAGCAGGGCAUUAACAUCGAUGUCCAUGAUGUUGAAGAACUAAAUUCGUAUGAUAAUUCUUAUUUUGUUUCUCAUUAAAUCUUUGAUUCGUAAAAUCUUUUCAAUUAGUUUUCACCAGAAACUCAUUAAAAAUGUGCGAAAUUAUUCGUUUUGUUAGUUUCGAAAAACAUGUGAAAUCGCCAGAAAGAAACAUUAAAAGCUAAACACUCGUUCAUGGGCGCGACUUGUUAACUAACGAAAAAAAAAAGAAGAAUUCUGUCAUGUUUCAGUGUUGUGCUAUCGCUGUUUGAGUCGUAAAAAUAUAUAAAUUUCGGCAACAGUUCAUCGGAACUCUAAAAAGUGACAAAAAAAAAGAAAGAAAAAGAUUUCGUUAUUAUUUAAAAAGUGACCCACAUAAACACUCGACGUAAAAUGGAAUGAAACAUCAACAUAUGAAUGGAAAUUUCUCGUCUUGCCUGGAAGUUUAAAAAUAAAUAAAAACAGAUUUUAUUCGCAAAAAAAACUGACCUACGAUCAAUUUGGUGCUGUGACGAUUCAUCUUUAUUCAAAGGAAUUUUGUUAUCAGUGUAAAAGUAUUUAAAAAAGCGAUUUCGUUGAAAUCAUAAAAAUUAAAAAGUAAUUAAAGUUAUAAAAAAGACAAUCAUCAGAUCAGAAUGGAUCACCAUCAUCACAACCACAAUAAAUAUCAUUACGAAAAGUUACCGUGGACUCUUGUACCAAUGCAUCCAGUAUCUGACGAUCCAAUUGCUGCCCCAAUCGAUCCAGGAAUUCCACAAAGAUCUUUCACCGAAAAAGAUUUUGAAGGACAUCGAGCCCAUACAGUUUAUGUAGGUGUGCAUGUACCAGCUCGACGUUCUCAUCGUCGUAGAAAACAUUUACCAAAGGAUCUCGGUGACAAAAAUUCCCAGGAUUCGCAAGAACGACCAGUUACACCCCCAGCUCAACGAGUGCAAUUUAUUCUUGGUGAAGAUGCAAAUGGUGAAGAUGGAAUUAACCAACCACCUCUUGAAUCUCAUCCUUUGUUUUCUGAGAUGGAAGAGCUUGUCAAAGAUGGCGAUGAGAUUGAAUGGAAGGAGACAGCACGUUGGGUGAAGUUUGAAGAAGAUGUUGAGGAAGGUGGCAAUCGAUGGUCAAAGCCACACGUUGCAACGCUUUCACUUCACUCUUUAUUCGAACUGAGAAAUCUUCUCUUGACUGGAACUGUUAUGCUUGACAUGGAAGCGACGAGCCUUGAACAAGUUGCUGAUUUAGUGACAGAAAAUAUGACAAAUAAUGGACUUUUAGGAUAUGAAACCAAGCUUAAAGUGAAGGAAGCUUUACUUCGUCGUCAUCGCCAUCAGCAUGAAAAAGAUCCGAAGAAAGUAAAAAGUGAAGUGAACAUGAGUCGAUUGCCAAUCAUUCGCAGUUUAGCUGACAUCGGAAAGAAUCAUUCGACAGCAAAAAUGGAAGAUCAACAGCCAUCAUCUGGCAGUCCACCAGGCAAUUUAUCAACAACAAGCUUGAAAAAUGGAAACGGUAGUAGCGGAAAAUUUCUAUCCGUUCCAGGAAAGCAAUUGUUUGAUCAAACAACCCACCAACAACCACUCAUAAGUCCUAGUAGCACAUCACAAAUAUUACGAAAUGUCAGCUCCAGUGAUUUCCAAGGUCACGACCAUCAUCGCAUAAAUUUUAAUUUUAUGCGUAAAAUUCCUCCUGGCGCUGAAGCUUCAAAUAUUCUCGUUGGCGAAGUCGAUUUUCUAACGAAAACUUUAUCUGCAUUCAUUCGCUUAAAUUCUGCGGCAAUCAUGGGUGACUUAACUGAGGUUCCCGUUCCAACAAGAUUUAUUUUUGUGCUUUUGGGACCGGCGGGUAGUCAAGCGACAUUUCAUGAAAUUGGGCGUUCCAUGGCGACUCUUAUGAGUGAUGAAGUGUUUCAUGAAGUUGCUUAUCGUGCAAGAAAACGAGACCAUCUUUUAGCUGGUGUUGAUGAGUUUCUUGACGCUGUCACUGUCCUUCCACCUGGUGAAUGGGAUCCGUCAAUAAGAAUUGAACCACCGACUGUCAUUCCGUCACAAGAAAUUCGUAAAAGACCACCGGAAAAGCAACCGAAGAAGGAAGAACCGGAUGAUGAAGAAGAAGAACAGAAGUUGAGGGAAGAGUCGGGAUUGUCACGAUCUGGUCGAUUAUUUGGUGGACUCAUCAAUGACUUGAAACGAAAGAAACCUUUUUAUUUAUCAGACUUUAAGGAUGGCGUCAAUUUGCAAUCAGUCGCUUCUUGGAUCUUCUUAUACUUUGCAUGUCUGUCGCCAAUCAUUACAUUUGGUGGUUUGUUAAGUGAAGCGACUGGAAAAAAUAUGGCAGCGAUGGAGUCUCUCGUGUCAGGAUUUGUUUGUGGAAUUGCUUAUGGAUUCUUCUCUGGACAACCGUUAACGAUUUUAGGCUCCACAGGACCUGUGCUUGUAUUCGAAACCAUCGUUUAUGAGUUUUGUGACUUAACUAAAUGGGAUUACAUGACAUUUCGCUUCUGGAUUGGAACGUGGAUUACAAUUAUUUUAUUUAUUCUUGUGGCUAUCGACGCAUCUGCUUUUGUUUGCUACAUCACAAGAUUUACUGAAGAGAACUUUGCCACUUUAAUUGCCUUCAUAUUUAUUUACAAGGCAGUGGAAAAUGUUUUUGCUAUAGCAAAGAAAAUUCCAAUUGGCGAAUGCAUUUGUCAACCUCCUGGGGGUUUCAUGAAUGCCUCGAUGAGGCGUGUUGAAGAGUUCAAAGCUUUCAACGAAACAACUUGCAGUGAAGCUAAUGGUACGAUGGUUGGAGACUGCUUCAGUUCAGCGUACGCAUCGCCAAUCUUUCAAACUUCAUUUAUUCUUUUUACGGGAACUUUUCUCAUUUCCACCAUCUUGAAAGACUUUAAAAAUCUUCUCUUCUUUCCUGCAAAUGUUCGUCAAGUCAUCAGCGAUUUUGCUGUCAUCAUUGCCAUUUUUUCGAUGUCAAUUCUUGAUUAUUUCAUGAAUGUACCAACGCCAAAGCUCGAUGUUCCUUCAGAGUUUAAACCAACCUUACCUGAUCGUGGGUGGAUAAUUCCACCUUUUCAUGAAAAGAAUCCAAUCUACUCAUGUUUCUUGGCCAUCAUUCCCGCUCUGUUGGGCACAAUUCUCAUUUUUAUGGAUCAACAAAUCACUGCAGUCAUCGUGAAUCGCAAAGAGAAUAAAUUGAAGAAAGGCUGUGGAUAUCAUCUUGAUCUGUUUAUACUUGCAAUUCUCAUUCAAGUUUGCACUGUUCUUGGCAUUCCGUGGUUUGUUGCUGCGACUGUUUUAAGCAUCAAUCAUGUCAAUUCCUUAAAAAUUGAGUCAGAAACAGCAGCACCAGGAGAGAAGCCUCAAUUUCUUGGUGUCAGAGAACAGCGACUUACUCACAUCAUGAUCUUCUUAACGAUUGGAUGUUCAGUCAAAUUAACGCCACUUCUUUCACACAUUCCAAUGCCAGUUUUAUUCGGCGUAUUUUUGUAUAUGGGAGCAGCAUCUUUGAAAGGACUUCAAUUUUAUGAUCGUCUACUCAUUAUGUUGAUGCCUUUAAAGUAUCAACCUGAUUACAUGUUCUUACGACAGGUUCCGAUAAAACGUGUUCACCUCUUCACUCUUAUACAACUGACUUGCUUGGUGUGUCUGUGGCUUAUAAAGUCAUUCCAAGCGACUUCAAUUCUCUUUCCAUUAAUGCUUGUUGUAAUGAUUGGCGUACGAAAGUCGCUUGAUUGUGUCUUCACUCGUCGCGAAUUAAAAAUCCUUGACGAUAUCAUGCCAGAGAUGACGAAACGUUCUGACGACGAUUUACAUCAAUUGGAAGAUGGAAAUGGUGGUGGCGAGGUGGGAUUUUAUAAGAAAUUUAUCACUUGUUGUAUAGGCGAGAAAGUUGAAAAGCAACUUGUCAAACGCAAAGCUGACACUGUGCACAGCUAAGCUUUUGAUAACUUAUUAAAUAAAUAACACUCACAACUUCCUUCAUUUCCCUUGACUCACUCAACUGUUUGUCAGUUCAUAAAUUAAUCUUUUUAAUUUAUUUUAUUUUAUCAAUUGAAUGAUGGAAAAUUUUAUCGUCAAUUUAAUUCCUUUUCUUUUAAAUUUAAUUCUAACUAACAAAAAGAGCUUCUUAAUAAGCACAAACAUGCACAUUAAAAGGAUGAAAGUAACAUUUUUAUGACAACUGUGCCAAUAAAGUUUUGAAAGUUCCAGAUGGAAAAUUAAAUGAUUAAUCAGGCACUGACAAUGUAUGAUCAGAGUUUAGACUGAGUGUCUGAUAAAUUUAAUAAUAAAAUUAUGACUCUAAAUCAUGUCUGAGUUCAAAAUUAUUAACAAUGACAAUCCUUUCCAUUCUUCCUUAAAAUCCCAACUAGACAAAACUUUUCAUUUUUCCAACAAUUCAUCAACAUACAGAAUUGCAUGAACAGGAACAUUAAAGUGUUAGUAAAUUUGGUUUAAAAACAUUUGUAAACAAUGCGCACAUUUUAUUAAAGUUUUAUUUCCUUUGGAUUAUGUUGAAAUUGGAAUUAAAUAAAGACAAAGAAUGAAAGCAAAUCGUGUCAAUUCUUGUGAGAAAUUCUUUUCCAAAACCUUCUCUACUCUACCCAUAACUUAUAUCUUAUGUACAACUAACAAUUAAAUAUGCUCAUAAAAUGUAUUUUAAUGGAAAAGGAGCAAAGAGAAAGAGAAAUUCUUGAAAAAUCUUGUUUUGUAAACUGAAGAUGUUGUUGAACGAAGAAAUGGAGAAGAAUUCAAUAAAAAACAUUGUCAAAAUCAACA
Molecule: messenger RNA, 4879 nt
Organism: Clunio marinus
Lineage: Eukaryota; Metazoa; Arthropoda; Insecta; Diptera; Chironomidae
Source: the annotation of a GenBank genome assembly